UCAGUUGCGUGCGCGAGAGCUGCCCGCUGCCACUGAGACGCGGCGGUGACCCCGAGCGGAGCAGAGAGGAGCAGCGCGUGAGGACGUUCAACAGGCCAGGGCGCUGUUCUAUUAAUAUAUUAACUAUUAUUAUUCAUAAACACAGGCGUGUGUGGUGCGAGACAUGGCCAGAGGAAGCCGCAGCCGUCCCUCAGCUCCAGCCAGCCCGGCUCCAUCCCAUGCUCCGGCUCUGGCUCAUCCGCCUCCUGCCGCCCUGGCCCCGGCUGCUGCUCCAUCCCAGGGACCUGGCCUAAUGGCUCAGAUGGCUACUACAGCCGCGGGGGUGGCAGUGGGCUCGGCCGUGGGCCACGUUGUCGGCAGCGCCCUCACAGGAGCCUUCAGCGGCGGCAGCAGCAGCAGCAGCAGUCCAGAGCCAGCCAAGCCCUCAUACCAGGAGCCCCCCCGACCUGCUCCAGCCCAGCCAGGCCCCUGUCACUUUGAGGUCAGACAGUUCCUGGACUGUGCCACCAACCAGACUGACCUGAGUUUAUGUGAGGGCUUCAGCGAGGCGCUCAAACAGUGCAAGUUCUCCCAUGGUGUGACAUCACUGGUAUGAAGGACAGGCUUCAGCUGCCGUGACGACAGCUUUCAGUCCUGAAAACUCCCAUAGACGUGCGAUAGACAUCUGAACGCUGCUCCUCAGGCGUGGUUGUCCUGUUAGUUUUGUUGAUUGAUGGUUUAAUGAAAUAUUCCUGCUGAUGGACAGUGACCUAAUUUAAUAAAUAGCUGUUAUCUAUUUCUGUUAA
Molecule: messenger RNA, 785 nt
Organism: Scophthalmus maximus (turbot)
Lineage: Eukaryota; Metazoa; Chordata; Actinopteri; Pleuronectiformes; Scophthalmidae
Gene: chchd10
Product: coiled-coil-helix-coiled-coil-helix domain containing 10
Exons: 4
Coding region: 164-595 (143 amino acids)
Biological process (GO): mitochondrion organization
Cellular component (GO): mitochondrion; nucleus
Source: RefSeq, a predicted model, not a curated record